Rattus norvegicus (Norway rat) is the source of this 3512-nucleotide messenger RNA. The record is from RefSeq and is a predicted model, not a curated record. NCBI's taxonomy places the organism in Eukaryota, Metazoa, Chordata, Mammalia, Rodentia, Muridae.
UGACCCUGUUUACAGAGUGCCUGUGCUACCACUGGGAACCCAACAAGCCACCACGGUGACAAUGUUGGCACUCUGUGCCCAUUUCCCCAGCCUUUUCCUAGACACACGUCUUUCCUGUCACAGAGCCAAUACCUUUCAUUUGACCUUGACCCCGCAGACAACUGCUCCCAUCUGGAGUGAUUCAUCUGUCCAGAACAGUAAGUCCUCACACCGAAGCGCCAGAGAAGGUUCGUGAGAAGCAUUUAAUAACGUGUCUUGGUCUUCACAGCCAGCUCUGGCAGAAGACAUAAGGGUCUGGCUUUGUAAGGACGAUGACGUCAUUCAAAGAGUUGAUGUGACGAUUGGAAAUAACAGAGGCUCCUGUACACAGCGCAGGUGCUCUGACAGUGGUAGGUGAGCUUCUCCCUGGCAGGAGGAGUAGAUCCCUUCCGCUUCUGGCGGUCCACAUUCAACAUUUCCCGGUGUGAAUUUUCUUUGUAAAAUGCGAGCUCAGUCCCUAUUCCCUUGGGCUUUGGAAGGUGUACCUGGAAUGCAAUGCGUGAAACAACCUGCACAGACACUGGCCAUUAAUCAACGUUUGUCCUCCGUUCCCGGUUCCCCCAGCAUGGUGACAGCUUCCCCUUCAGGAUGCUCUCAAUCCCUUCCUUCCACCGCCCCAGCGCCAACGUUCAUCCCGGAUUGCUGUGGGCAUCAGUUAUCCUGACCAUACCUCCAAGAGGAAAGAAGGCAGCUGCUCAGCUCGGGGGCGGAGUGUGGAAGGGUCGGAGUGGUAGUGGUCUUGGAGCAAAAACUACAGUUCCCAGUCCUCGUUGCGCUGCCUCCCGGCGAGGAGCGAAGGAUGGCAGGCCCCUUCUUUGAGGCGGAGCCUGAUUGGGAGGCGGAGUUAGGAGGGGGUUGGAGAGUUAAGCUAAGCCAAUGAAACUGCUGGCUAAUAAGUGGGCUUGGCUUGCCAUAUAACAGUGUCAGGAGGAGGAGAGCGAAGCGAUUGAGCCAGCGAGGAGUGAAGCUGAGUCUGCCUCAUACACUCCUAGAGGACCGCCUUCAGAAUAGAGUUCUUUUCGCCCCUUCCUCCUUCUCCCAGCUCCUCUCCUGGCUUUUCUAUCCGCCCAAUACAAUGCACACUCGAGUGGCAGCCCCAGAGAACUGAAGCAAACCAAAGAGAGAGGACUGGAGCCAAGACACUUCUGGUGGGGAAGCUUGGAUGCCUGGCUUUCUUUGAGGUCAUCUUUGGAACGAGGGUGGCUUUGGGGUGGAGGGUCGUGCUGCAGGGAACCCAGCCAGGCCCCAAGAUGGACACUUCUGGGCACUUCCAUGACUCGGGGGUGGGGGAUCUGGAUGAAGACCCCAAGUGUCCCUGUCCAUCUUCUGGGGACGAGCAACAGCAGCAACAGCAACCGCCACCACCGUCAGCGCCACCAGCAGUCCCCCAGCAGCCUCCGGGACCCUUGCUGCAGCCUCAGCCUCCGCAGCUUCAGCAGCAGCAGCAGCAGCAGCAGCAGCAGCAGCAGCAGCAGCAGCAGCAGCAGGCUCCACUGCACCCCCUGCCUCAGCUUGCCCAACUCCAGAGCCAGCUUGUCCAUCCUGGUCUGUUGCACUCUUCUCCCACGGCUUUCAGGGCUCCCAAUUCAGCCAACUCCACCGCCAUCCUCCACCCUUCCUCCAGGCAAGGCAGCCAGCUAAAUCUCAAUGACCACUUGCUUGGCCACUCUCCAAGUUCCACAGCCACAAGUGGGCCUGGUGGAGGCAGCCGGCACCGGCAGGCCAGCCCCCUGGUGCACCGGCGGGACAGCAAUCCCUUCACGGAGAUAGCUAUGAGCUCCUGCAAAUACAGCGGUGGGGUCAUGAAGCCCCUCAGCCGCCUCAGCGCCUCUCGGAGAAACCUUAUCGAGGCCGAGCCUGAGGGCCAACCCCUCCAGCUCUUCAGUCCCAGCAACCCCCCAGAGAUUAUCAUCUCCUCCAGGGAGGAUAACCAUGCCCACCAGACUCUGCUCCAUCACCCCAACGCUACCCACAACCACCAGCAUGCCGGCACCACUGCUGGCAGCACCACCUUCCCCAAAGCCAACAAGCGGAAAAACCAAAACAUUGGCUAUAAGCUGGGGCACAGGAGGGCCCUGUUUGAAAAGAGAAAGCGACUGAGUGACUAUGCUCUGAUUUUUGGGAUGUUUGGAAUUGUUGUUAUGGUGAUAGAGACCGAACUGUCUUGGGGUUUGUACUCAAAGGAUUCCAUGUUUUCGUUGGCCCUGAAAUGCCUUAUCAGUUUAUCCACCAUCAUCCUGCUUGGUUUGAUCAUCGCCUACCACACAAGGGAAGUACAGCUCUUUGUGAUCGACAAUGGUGCAGAUGACUGGCGGAUAGCCAUGACCUAUGAGCGCAUCCUCUACAUCAGCCUGGAGAUGCUGGUGUGCGCCAUCCACCCCAUUCCUGGAGAGUACAAGUUCUUCUGGACGGCACGCCUGGCCUUCUCCUACACCCCCUCUCGGGCAGAGGCUGACGUGGACAUUAUUCUGUCCAUCCCCAUGUUCUUGCGCCUAUACCUGAUCGCCCGAGUCAUGCUGCUACAUAGCAAGCUCUUCACGGAUGCCUCAUCCCGAAGCAUCGGGGCCCUCAACAAGAUCAACUUCAACACCCGAUUCGUCAUGAAGACGCUCAUGACCAUCUGCCCGGGCACGGUGCUGCUGGUGUUCAGCAUCUCUCUGUGGAUCAUCGCUGCCUGGACUGUGAGAGUCUGUGAAAGGUACCAUGACCAGCAGGACGUAACUAGUAACUUUCUGGGUGCCAUGUGGCUCAUCUCCAUCACGUUCCUUUCCAUUGGCUAUGGGGACAUGGUGCCCCACACAUACUGUGGGAAAGGUGUCUGUCUUCUCACUGGCAUCAUGGGUGCAGGCUGCACUGCCCUCGUGGUAGCUGUGGUUGCCCGAAAGCUCGAACUCACCAAAGCAGAGAAGCAUGUGCACAACUUCAUGAUGGACACUCAGCUCACCAAACGGAUCAAGAACGCUGCCGCCAAUGUCCUCCGGGAAACAUGGCUGAUCUACAAACACACAAAGCUGCUAAAGAAGAUUGACCACGCCAAAGUCAGGAAACACCAGAGGAAGUUCCUCCAAGCUAUUCACCAACUGAGGGGUGUCAAGAUGGAACAAAGGAAGCUGAGUGACCAAGCCAACACCCUGGUGGACCUUUCCAAGAUGCAGAACGUCAUGUAUGACUUGAUCACGGAGCUCAACGACCGGAGUGAAGACCUGGAAAAGCAGAUUGGCAGCCUGGAAUCCAAGCUGGAGCACCUCACAGCCAGCUUCAAUUCCCUGCCCCUGCUCAUCGCAGACACCCUGCGCCAACAGCAGCAGCAGCUGCUCACUGCCUUCGUGGAGGCCCGGGGCAUCAGUGUGGCUGUGGGAACUAGCCACGCCCCUCCCUCUGACAGCCCUAUCGGGAUCAGCUCCACCUCUUUCCCAACCCCAUACACAAGUUCAAGCAGUUGCUAAAUAAAACUCCCCACUCCAGAAGCAUUA